This is a messenger RNA of Corythoichthys intestinalis (scribbled pipefish), 1351 nucleotides long. RefSeq names its product CCAAT enhancer binding protein delta (gene cebpd). The coding region runs from base 138 to 989 and encodes 283 amino acids. NCBI's taxonomy places the organism in Eukaryota, Metazoa, Chordata, Actinopteri, Syngnathiformes, Syngnathidae. The transcript has a single exon. Gene Ontology annotation, molecular function: RNA polymerase II cis-regulatory region sequence-specific DNA binding; DNA-binding transcription factor activity, RNA polymerase II-specific. Gene Ontology annotation, biological process: regulation of cell differentiation; DNA-templated transcription; regulation of transcription by RNA polymerase II. The record is from RefSeq and is a predicted model, not a curated record.
AAGUUAACGACGAGUCAGAAGCGACAACUUGACAAGGCGUUAAAAAGCAUCCUGACAGUUAGCGACCAGGGAUCAGGAAGUAAAUUCAGAUCAGCAAACUGAAUCAAUAGCCCCGCGUGAACAAGCCAGCAGAGUUCAUGUGCGACAUAUACAGCUUGGACCCUCACGGCGUGUCUCCACCAUGCAACAUGAGUUGGGCGAUGGAGCCUGCUAACUUCUACGAGAGCGCCAAGCUCGGGGGUCCGCCGGCGGGGCCGUGCAAGCCGGCCGUCCGAGCAGAGGAGGGGGCCACCAUGGUGGAACUCACGGCUCCGGCCAUGUACGACGACGAGAGCGCCAUCGAUUUCAGCCAGUACAUCGAGUCCAUGACAUCCGUGCCCAACCUAGAGCUGUGCAACGAUGAGCUCUUCCUCGACCUCUUCAACACGGUCAAGCAGGAGAAGGCGGAGAUGUACGUUGCGCAGGGCGCAGUGCAGCCCGGGUGCGCGACCCCAUAUGCCAUGGAGCGGAGGUCGGACCCAGUCAUACUGGACAACAAGGGUCCAUUCGGGGCGCCCAUCAAGCAGGAAUCCGACUGGAGUGACAGCGACGUGUCAUCGUCGCUGCCGUGCCAAAUUGAAACCUGCGCCCAGACCUCCGUCAGCCUCCCCACGGGGCAACCCACACCGCCCACCACACCGGAACCUGUUUCGGCGAAGGGCUCGCCGCGCAAGUCCGGUCGGGAGAAGUCGAAGAAGACUGUGGACAGGUUCAGCAUGGAAUACCGACAGCGGCGGGAGAGGAAUAACAUCGCCGUUCGGAAAAGCAGGGACAAAGCCAAGAUGCGCAACUUGGAGAUGCAGCAAAAACUGAUCGAGUUAAGCUCAGAGAACGAUAGACUGCACAAAACAAUAGAGCAGCUGACCAGGGAGCUCGGGGGCCUACGCGAGUUCUUCAAGCAGAUGCCCGGUGCCUCCUAUGCGGGGAGCGUUAGCGCUGAGUGUCGGUGACCAGGGGGAUGCAUCAGUGCGUCGCCCCCGGAGCGCUCCCUUUCCGAACAAACAUUUUGAAGACAUACCUCAGAGACAUUUUGUUCUUUACCAUCUGUACCAGAUGUAUUUUAAGCUUACCAUAAUGGCACUGGAAAAUAUAUGUGUUGCUGCCAUAUUUUUGUGGGAUUUAUUGUUCUCUCCUUGUAUUAUUAAAUUAUUUUACCCCUUCAUUUACAUGAUGUUAUAAAUACCUGCCAUGGUACCCGUUUUAUAAUUCCACAGUUUGUAUAAGAGCCAGAGCAUGAUCUUUUUCUAAAGUUUGUAUGAAAAAUUCUAUGGAUUCUAUAAUAAAAAAACAGCUGUAAAAUGUGCACACUGGU